AUGCUACAAGUUGAAAACAUCGAUAUCGGGAAGGCCAACACUCCCGAUGAACAGCGCUGCGAAGACCAUUUCCAGGAAACCGUUAGUCGCGCCGAUGACGCUAGACACUUCGUCCGCCUACCGGUUCGUGAGGAACUAUUGCCAAUGCUCGGCGAUUCUUACACGACCGCACUACGUCGGUUCCAAUCUAUGAAGAAAAAGUUCGCUGUCGAUGACGAUCUUCGUGACGCUUACCAUGCGUUCAUAAACGUUUACGAAAGCUUAGGUCACAUGGAGGAGGUGAUUUCGUCUGCGUCGCGAGGCCCACAAUUUUUCCACCCCACCAUACCAUUUACCGUCCAGAAAGCACAACAACCAGGACACGCCUGGUGUUCGAUGGAUCCUGCCGAAUUUUCAACGGGUUGUCGCUCAAUAAAGUACUGUAUUCCGGUCCGACGAUUCAACCAGUAUUCGACCGUUAUCAACUUCCGCAUGCCUCGCUACACCGUCACAGCCGACGCCGAAAAGAUGUUCCGGCAAACCUGGGUGCAUCCACACGACGUGCAAUUUCAGCAGAUCUUGUGGAGGAAGGAUCCGUCUGAACCAGUUCGCAUUUUCCAACUAAAAACCGUUACAUAUGGACUCGCAAGUUCACCGUUUCACGCUGCUCGUGUACCAACUGGCCAACGACGAAGAAGAGAGCUUUCCACUUGCGGUUCCCGUAGUACAAAAGGGAAUGUACGUUGA
Molecule: messenger RNA, 726 nt
Organism: Wyeomyia smithii (pitcher-plant mosquito)
Lineage: Eukaryota; Metazoa; Arthropoda; Insecta; Diptera; Culicidae
Exons: 1
Coding region: 1-726 (241 amino acids)
Source: RefSeq, a predicted model, not a curated record